Messenger RNA from Trichoplusia ni (cabbage looper), 828 nucleotides. RefSeq names its product venom allergen 5-like. Lineage: Eukaryota; Metazoa; Arthropoda; Insecta; Lepidoptera; Noctuidae. Bases 1 to 648 code for a protein of 215 amino acids. Gene Ontology annotation, cellular component: extracellular region. The record is from RefSeq and is a predicted model, not a curated record. The transcript is spliced from 6 exons.
AUGAAGAUGAUCAUCCUAAUACUGACUAUUAUAAGUACAAUCAAUUGUGAAGUGCUGAACUUGACGUGUACACAAAUCCGUGAGUUUGUGGACGGUCACAACGAACGGCGACUUCAAUUAGCGCAGGGCAUAGUUCACGGACACCCGCCCGCCUCAUUGAUGAAGAAAAUGGUGUGGGAUGAGGAGUUAGCUAAGAAGGCGGCGGAGUGGCUUUCUAAACAAGAUACAUUGGAUGUUUAUGAACACAAUCCAGACAGGACUAUACCAUCAGGCAGAUUCGAUACAAACGAGAAUUUAUUCUGGUAUUCCACCACGGACUCCAAGUACGUAAUACAUCCUAAGAUCAUCCUCGACAACUGGUUCGAUGAGAACAAGAACUAUACGUUCGGACCUAUGAACUCGGAACAUUUUAAAGUACAAAAUGUCGGGCAUUAUACUCAGAUGGUGUGGUCAGACACGGACCACCUCGGCUGCGCUAUCUCAAAAAACUCGAAAAACAAAUGGCAGAAGUUUUUAGUUGUGUGUAACUAUGGACCCCAGGGUAAUUACUUGGGAAGUGAGCCAUACGCGACGGGUCGAGCUAGCGGCAAGCUGUCAUGCGACAAGAUUGGGUGCAAAUGGCCUUAUGGGAAGAAAUGUCAACGAUAGGCGUCAACGGUUAUUAUAUAAGAUUUUUAUUUAUAUUAAUGUGUUUGUGUCAGUUUUUUUAUUAUUCUGGGUGUGAAAUGUUUGCCUGAUAAAACGUAAAUAUUUUGUUAAAGUAUGAUUUUAUAUUAAAUAUUUGUUACUACAUGGUACUUAUGAAUUAUUUCGUAAAAGUGUUGUCCA